Anopheles moucheti is the source of this 1027-nucleotide messenger RNA. RefSeq names its product protein canopy homolog 4 (gene CNPYb). The record is from RefSeq and is a predicted model, not a curated record. Gene Ontology annotation, cellular component: endomembrane system. The transcript has 2 exons. Gene Ontology annotation, molecular function: signaling receptor binding. Lineage: Eukaryota; Metazoa; Arthropoda; Insecta; Diptera; Culicidae. The coding region runs from base 257 to 901 and encodes 214 amino acids.
AGAAGCAUCCGUGCAUUCUCAGUUGCAGGUUUGGGAUUAUUUCGCCUUUAAAUCUCAGCUAAAGAGGUGUCGUGUGCGCGUGUGGAGAAGCCGUAAGCUCAGGCUCAUGGUAUCAGGUUAACGUGUGGAAGAGUUUCUUCGGACGAACAGUUUUCGCAACGGGCAUACAGUCGUGGUGAUAAGACACUUGCGGCGUUUGAAGCUCGCAGUUGUGGUUCUAAUUAAUCGCUAUCAGAGGUUGCUGAUCAUAAGCAUCAUGAAGCAGACGGUGCUGGCGUUUCUUAUUGUAUCCGCGGCAGUCAUUCCGGCAUACGGUGGUCCGGAGGAAAACGAAGGUGUAAAGUAUGCUGAUCGCUGCGAAGCGUGUAAAAUCCUGGCCACAGAACUGCAAGCCCGGCUCAGUGAAACAGGACGAUCACACGAUGUUAUCGAACUGGGGUACUCGGUGGACGAUGUGAAGCCCAAAAAACGCACCGAGUACCGGCGUAGCGAGCUUCGGUUGCUGGAAACGCUCGAGAACGUUUGUGAGCGAAUUCUGCAGUACAACAUUCACAAGGAACGGAAAGAUAGUACGCGGUUUGCGAAGGGAAUGUCACAAACCUUCCAAACACUGCACGGCCUGGUGGACAAGGGCGUGAAGGUGGAUCUUGGUAUACCGUACGAGCUGUGGGACAAACCAUCCGCCGAGAUAACGCAAAUGAAGACACAGUGUGAAACGCUGAUCGAAGGAUACGAGGAUGUGAUCGAAAAGUGGUACUUUGAGAAGCAGGAACAAAAACCACUGAUCGAGUACCUUUGUGUGGAUCAUGUGCUGAAAAACAAGAACCAUAAAUGCCUGUACGAGCAGCUGGAGGAUGCUAAAAAGAAGCAAGAGGAGGCGAAUGCCAAAGAGGAGCUGUAAUCCCCUAGAACUCAACUGCGAAUAUCAUUAGCUUUUAAUGAUGAUUACUGCCACACGUUGAUUGUGAACUAUUUUAUUGUGCUGUACGAACAAAACGCUUGAAUAAAACGAAUAAUCAGAUAUCGU